Molecule: messenger RNA, 4106 nt
Organism: Polistes dominula (European paper wasp)
Lineage: Eukaryota; Metazoa; Arthropoda; Insecta; Hymenoptera; Vespidae
Gene: sima
Product: HIF-1 transcription factor component sima
Biological process (GO): regulation of transcription by RNA polymerase II; cellular response to hypoxia
Cellular component (GO): transcription regulator complex; cytoplasm; nucleus
Molecular function (GO): DNA-binding transcription factor activity, RNA polymerase II-specific; protein dimerization activity; RNA polymerase II transcription regulatory region sequence-specific DNA binding
Source: RefSeq, a predicted model, not a curated record
GAGAGACAAAGAGAGAGAAAGAGAUAGAUAUACAAAGAGAAGUGAAAAAAUAUAAAGAAGAAAAAAAGGAGGUCGCGUGCGCGCGUGUAAAGUGCAAAGAUUUGACGAAAGAGAGACAAAUAUUAUAACAUUUAUAUACAAUAAUAAAAAAAAAAAAAGUACAUAGAGAAGUGUAGGCAAAUAGAUAAAUAGUUAGAUAGACAGAGACAGGGAGAUAGAAACGAAGAAACUGGUGUUAUUAACAGUCCUGUGUUACACGUUCCUUGGCAGUGACCGAGAGUGUACCGGGCUGUAUUUUUUCGUUGAGAGAAAUUCUAUUCUACCAAAACCACCAUGGAAGUAUCGAGAAGAGAAAAGAAACAUAAAGAGAAGAGAAGGAGCAACGAGAAAAGAAAAGAACGAUCUCGUGAUGCAGCAAGAUGUCGAAGAAGCAAAGAAACCGACAUUUUUACGGAACUUGCUGCUGCAUUACCAAUAUCACAAGACCAAGCAACUCAUCUUGAUAAAGCCAGUGUCAUGAGACUUGCCAUUGCUUAUCUCAAAGUACGAGCGGUCGUUGAUUCCAUACCAAGUGCAGUCACAAAAUCAGAAACUUCAGUGAAAUUGGAUGAAUUGUUUCCGGAAGCAUUGAAUGGAUUUAUGCUGGUAUUAUCCAACGAUGGAAAUAUGGUUUAUCUAUCAGAAAAUGUUAGCGAUUUUCUCGGAGUAUCGCAGAUGGAUAUGAUGGGCCAAAGCGUUUACGAGUAUAGUCAUCCAUGUGAUCACGAAGAAUUACGCGAGUGUCUUUCUUCGAAGCCUAUCGAAGAUAACGACAAACGCUCGUGCAGCUUUUUUCUAAGAUUAAAAUGCACUUUGACCAGUAAAGGAAGAAAAGUUAAUUUGAAGAGCGCCUCUUACAAGGUAAUCCAUUGUAUUGGCCGUUUGACAAACAUACGUGAUUCCAAUUCAAAUUCUGUAAACGUCGAAAAAUCUCAAGGAGAAAACGAUGGUUCUUCUGAUAACGAUGAGAUAGAACGCGAGACUGGACCAUCAUUAAUUCUAGUUGGUUGUCCUAUACCUCAUCCUAGUAAUAUCGAGAUACCAUUAGGACGUCAAACAUUUUUAUCGAAAUACAGUCUUAGCAUGAAAUUCACUUAUGCUGAUGAAAAAUUGGCGGAAUAUCUCGGUUGGGAUAGCGAAGAAUUGAUGGGACAAUCGGUGUUCGAAUUUCAUCAUGCUCUCGACAACUUGGCACUUGACAAAUCUUUCAAAUCUUUAUUCAGCAAAGGGCAGUGCGAAACAGUGGCUUAUCGUUUCUUGGGGAAAAAAGGUGGCUACGCUUGGGUUGUCACACAAGCUACCCUUAUUCAUUGUACGAAACAACAUAAGCCGCUUUCAGUUGUCUGCGUGAAUUACAUCAUAAGCGGUGUCGAGUGCAAAGAUGAGGUUUAUAGCGUACGCCAGCUCGUUGCUCGUGACUCAGAAAAGAAAACGGUGAAAUCUGAGCCUUUGGAAAACGUCAACAACAACAACAAUAACAAAGCAAUUCUUGACGUUGAGACGACGACAAAAACGACGAAAACGACAAAAACGACAAAGACGACAACAACACCGCCAUUGGAGGAGUCAUCGACACCUAAAGAAAUUUUAGCUAAAUCUGAGAACAUAGUUGCACCGAUCGUUGUUCCGUUACAGGAACAAAAUCGUAACGAAAACAACAACAGACCACCGCAAUCUGUUACAGCUUCGAUAUUCCGAUCGGUUGCAUCGAUAUCAUCCAAUCAGGAAACGAAAAAGGAUAUUGAUUUAAAAUUAAACGAAGGAAAUUCGAGAAAGUUGCCAAUUAUUUUGGGCAAAUCUUCUUCUCAUCAUCAUCCGGUUGUUGCUCAAACUACGAAAAAAAUUGUCGAGGAAGUUGUUUCACUCAAAGAGAACGAUCAACCCAAGAAACGUCGUCAAACUGGACGUACCGAGUUUAUCUUUCAGGGUAAACCUGCAUUGGAAUACGAUUUCGAUUCAGCAGUACGUCGUGAUCGUACAUUGGCGAUCAACAGACAAUUAUAUGCAACACUAACAUCAACGAUUAAUAAUAAUAAUAAUAAUAUUAAUCAAUAUCAACAAUCGCAACAAACAGAAUUACCACCUCAGCAAGUGUCUUGCAGGCCGCCACCUCAAACGGCAACCGCGAGUAUAUUCGCACCUCGUACCGAGGACAUGAACAAAGGUUUUUUGACUUUCAGCGAGGAUCAGCCAGGUCUUACCAUGUUGAAGGACGAACCAGAGGAUUUAACGCAUCUCGCCCCAACUCCUGGCGACGUAUGUGUACCUCUAGAAGAUACACCUUUCUUAACAGACAUGUUGGAUGAAUUCAUUCUUAGUAAUGAUAAUUAUUAUCCUUUAUUGAGUCCUGGCGUUCCAUUGUCGUCUGAAUUACGUACUACGGAUCUCGGUGAAAGUUUAAAGGACACUACUGAUUUAGUUGACAGUACGAGAAACAAAUGUUUCGGAGAUCCUUUGGCAGAUAGCGAUCCUUUCAUGUAUGGUGAUUUGCCUAGCAGUCCUUGCAGUAUAGAUCCAAAUUCUGUAUCACCUUCUAUUUCCAAAUAUCGUCAUAGUCCGGAACGAAGUGUAGAUUCACUUGGUAGUCCUCAAGGAGGUAGUGGUGGAGAAGGACUCUCGGAAGAUGAGAUGUUGAUACUUGGUGUAAGUGACAAUACAGUUGACGAUGAAUUAGCACUUAGAGCACCUUAUAUACCUAUGUCAGAUCAAGAUGAGGCAUUGGAUCUUUUGAUAAGCAAUGAUAUGGUCAUGUGGGGUGCACAACAACCCGUGGAUAAAUCAUCCAAAUGGCUUACUGAAGAUCGCGAACAACGAGACGUUGUUGAUUCCAGUUUAGCACAAUUGCUUAGAACUGAUCAAGCUGUUGCUCGCAGAUACAAUGAUCACGGUGGAGGUUUGGUUAAUCCAGUACAAGUAUUGGGUCAAAUACCUAGAAAAAAUCUCUUCAAUGAACAAAAUCGUUGGACGAUGAAAAUGAACGAUCGUAACGAUAAAACAAAUAAACGUAUUCACGCGCCAUCCAAUGAUUUGGAGAACGAGAACAAACGUAUUAAAUGCGAGGAUUCAUUAUCCCUCGAGUUGGCCAAGACACUCGAGAGUAGCAAUCAACGUUUGAUGUUAGACGAACAAGGAAAAUCACGAAGAUCGAAUAAUUUUUCAGGGAGUCAAUUAUUACGUCGAUUGGUAUCACAACAGACACUUUCACGUAACAAUCGAACAAACGACACCGAGUCUAAUAGUUGCAACGAUAUUGGUAUUGGGAAGAACAACAACAACAACAAUAAUAAUAAUAAUAAUAUUAAUAAUAAUCGUCGUAGAAGUUUUGAAGAUGAACAGCAACGUAUUAUACGUAACAUAAAUGAGAUUAAUAAUCACAAUGGUGGUGGUAGCAAAAAGAACAACAAUAAAAUAUCUAAAGACGAUGACGAGGACGAAGCUGAAGGGGAUAGCGGAGGGGGAGGGGAUCAGAAAAGAAGACGUUUAACUCAGGAAAUCAUAAUAGAGAACAAUCCAACAACAACAGUACAAAAUUCAAACAAUGGUUCUCAUAGGAAUCCGCCAUAUAACAGCGUCCUCAUGAAUCUCCUGGUGUCCGGCUGCGACGAUACUGUAACGAAUUCUCGUAACGUGCCAACAUUAGGAAAUAAAUGUUUAACUUCUCCGCUUAGCGUGAAUUUGGACAAUCAGAUGGUCCCACAAUGUCCGGACGGAUUGAGCAACAUAUCUUUAGAUCGUCUAAGUCCAAGUAGUAGGAAAAAUUUUGUCGGUUCAUUGAGUGGUGGUAGUAUGAUUUCACCUUCAACUGGCAUAAUAUCCUUCGAUCAGCUCGAGUAUGAUGUUGUUUGUACCGGCCCAGGUCUACUUCAGAUGGAUACUGGUUUACUUGAAGGACCGAUGGAUAAGAAUCUCGUUUAAGAUUAAACGCGGUCCCUUUAAGAAAUUCCAGAACUGCUAGAAAAAAAGAAGUAAGGGGCUCGAAUUGCCUAGCUAGUUUGUUACAUUUAAUAAUAUACAUUUCAAUAAUGGGGGAAAAAGGGGAAUCCUCAAGAAAAAUAAUAACGUAUAAA